CUUCUCUUUAAAUUUCUUUAAAUCUAUUUAUUGAGGAGUUUUUCGUAAUUUAAUUCCCAUUGAUUUUUUUAUACUGCUGAUAAAUAGCAAUUACAGAACCAACAGCUCGUCCGCUGACAUAUCGCAGUGAGCCUUGGUCUUACGGAUACCCGGAGUUUGGCAAUCCUCUUAUUGCCCAGGACCCGAACCAUCAAUUAGGAGUAACUCCGAAAUUUAUGACCGUCGCUUUAUUUAUUGGGCUCCUUACACUCUUUGCCAUCAUCCAGGGCUCCAUUAUUUCGGCAAAGCAAAAAGACAUUAGUGAUGUUCUUACCAGGAAGAGAAGAGACUUGUCUUAUCAAAUCGAAGAAAUGACACCAGAGCAAGAAGAAAUUUUAAAUGAUUUAAAAGUAAGAUGCAUACAAAGGACUAUUUGUGAAGAAAAUCGGGAACUCUCGAAGGACUUUGGGUCUCGAGGGAUCAGAUUUGCGAAAUAUCUGACACGUAGUGUUAAGAAAUCGUUGAAGCGUAUUUCUGGAUGGGACCGCCUCGUCGAAGACGCCGCAGCUGCUGGAUUACGGGGGGAUGAUUGCGACGUUCUUUACCGUGAUUGUAUACCGGAUGAUUAA
Messenger RNA from Cotesia glomerata, 608 nucleotides. RefSeq lists its product as uncharacterized. The record is from RefSeq and is a predicted model, not a curated record. The transcript is spliced from 3 exons. Lineage: Eukaryota; Metazoa; Arthropoda; Insecta; Hymenoptera; Braconidae. The coding region runs from base 216 to 608 and encodes 130 amino acids.